GCGCGCAACACCGCUGUCAUGAGAGCGGUCACGCUGGUGUCGGUGGCGGUGCUGGCCAGCUGCACGCAACGGGCACACGCAAAGUUCCUCCUUCCACACAAUGAAAAAUAUAAUGCGUUCCAAUCCGUGGAAUCCAUUACACGACACCUGACGUGUCGACACAUGACGUUGCUGCUGACUGACGGGCGGCAGGAGGUAGAGGCGGUGCGGGCGCCGCAGGGCGUCACUGUCUUCCACCUGGAGGGUAACAACCUAGCCGGCAACGUCACGCCGCCUCAUCUACAGACGACGGUCGAGGAAGUUCGGCAGGUUGGCGUCUGCCCGGGGAAGACUAAGACAUAUUGUCGCGUAUAUACAAUAUUCUUAUUACUUAUUCAUUUAAUAUUAUUUUGAUUCCAUUUUUAUUUAUAUACUUUUUAAGAAAAAUCUUAAUCCCAUAACCGCUACAGCUGGGAGGGGCGUGGCACUGCCUGGUGGUGGUGGUGGUGAGUGAUGACCCAGCCUUCCUCGCCGCCUUCGCUCACCUGUCACUCAGGCAUCACGCCCUCAGGUGGUCCACGAGGAUCCUUGUUCUCACUCGCCUCCCUCUCAGCCACCUUGGCGGCCUGCACGGCCUUCUCUCUAACAGGAACGCCAUGCUGCUGCACGUGCAUAAGGGCGAGGAGGGCGUCAGGUGAUGAAACUCGGCCACCGCCAAACUGCACCUGUUUAGUGAACAUUUUGGUGUUGGCCGUCAUUAUCUCUCGUCGUAAUGAGUGAAAUAAAGGUUUAUUGUAAAGCCUUUAACCUUUUUAUUCCAUAAUUUCUCUAACACAGAUCGGUCAGUCGCGUGGGCGUGUUGGUGUGGCAGCCGUACAGCGCCCCCGGCAGCACACCCCAGAGGGUGGCCACCUGGACGCCACACGGGAUGCUAACUCUCACAUCAGACAAAUCACUUUUUCCCAAUAAGUUUUAUGUGUUUGGCUCAGCCCCGACCCUCACGGUGGCCAUCGAGGUGCUGCCUCACAACAGGAUAUCGUGGCUGGAGGACCCAGACGCGCCUGGCGGUCGUCGCCUGCUUUACUCGGGAUACGUGGACAACAUCGUGAGGCACUUCGCCAAGGCGCUCAACUUCACGCCGCUGUAUGCGCUGUCGCCCGAGAGAACCUUCGGCACCAGGCUGCCUGACGGGUCCUGGACGGGCCUGAUAGGCAUGGUGGUGCGCCAGGAGGCAGACUUCGCGCCGGGCCCCUUCAUCAUCAGUCCCGUGCGGAGAGAGGCGGUGGACCAUUCAACAAUACUGCGUAAUGGAAACCUGAGGAUACUGAGCGGCCUGUCAAGACUGACGAUUGACCCGUGGGGCUUCCUGCUGCCCCUCACGCCCCUGGUGUGGGCAGUCACCCUGGCGGCGUUGCUGGGGGUGCUCCUCCUCCUGCAACUGUUUCCAUCCUGCCUGCCCGGCAGGUCGCUCCUCCACGGCGGCUGGUCUGACAACACCUUCAGCCCUGUGCGCGUCCUCCUGCAGCAAGGUGAGGCCUCGGGGACCGUGCAGGGCCCCUCCUGCUGGAGGCUGCCUUGCGUCUUGAAGGUUUCCGUGCUCUCAGGGAGCAGCAGUCGUGCCAUAAUGAAGACUAACUCUGCCUCACUCACUCCCAACGCAGACGUGGUGAGGCCUGCGGAGUGGUGGUGGUGGGAGCGUCUGGUGCUGGGGCUGUGGAUGCUGACGACGCUGGUGCUGGCCAAGAGCUACUCCGGCAACCUCAUGUCCCUGCUGGCUGUCAAGUAUCUGCCGCAGCCCUUCCAGACCCUGAGGGACAUUCUGGAUCACCCGCACGUCGCCAUGAUAGGACAAAAACAUUCUAAUUUUGAGCAAAAUCUUAGGGACGUCAAGUCAGGCUUGUUCAAGGAAGUAGCGAGUCUUGAAGGCAAAGGUCGCCUGGAGUUCCACACGCAGUCACAGUACCUGAAGAGUCUGGACAACCUGGUGAGGCGAGGACACCACGUGCUUGUUGAUGUGGACGUCAAUCUUAAAAGUCUUAUUGGCUUAGACUUCUCGCAGGAAGGUCAGUGUGACUUCUACAUAUCAAGAGACGGCUUCUUACCGUAUUCCGCUGUCAUGAUCUUCCAAAAGACGAGUCCGCUCACCCAGUCGUUCAACAAAAGGCAAGGGGUCGCAUCUUGUCAAACACAUAAUGCCUAG
This is a messenger RNA of Scylla paramamosain (green mud crab), 2179 nucleotides long. Its product is annotated as glutamate receptor ionotropic, delta-1-like. The transcript is spliced from 8 exons. The coding region runs from base 908 to 2179 and encodes 423 amino acids. Gene Ontology annotation, molecular function: ligand-gated monoatomic ion channel activity. The record is from RefSeq and is a predicted model, not a curated record. NCBI's taxonomy places the organism in Eukaryota, Metazoa, Arthropoda, Malacostraca, Decapoda, Portunidae. Gene Ontology annotation, cellular component: membrane.